UCCUUCGGGGCUGGAAAACGCCCCUUCCCCGCCCCCUCCCUGUGCGCGUGAACUAGGCAGUUGUUAGAUCUCGCGAGAGGUUCGCCCCCUAGCCGCCCCUCCCCCCAGCUAGUGAGUGCGCGAACGAGAAAGGAGGAGGGCGCUCCAGGCGACAGCACUGCAGACGCCAUUAUCCUCUGUUUCUCUGCUGCACCGACCUCGACGUCUUGCCUGUGUCCCACUUGUUCGCGGCCUAUAGGUAAUUGGAGUUAUUGGAGCUUGGGUAUUGCUGAUUCGGGUAAGGGUUGGGGCUCCCUGAAAGGCUGCGUUGACUUUUCCCAAGCCCGGGUUUUCUCGAGCCCUUAGUGGCCUCCCAGCCCGAAGGGAGGCGCUGGCGGGAGGCGGGGUUGCCGCCUCCUCCGUCGCCUUGAUUGACGUGGCCUCGGGCCAAUCGCUUCGCCCUCGCACCAUCGCUGAAGCCCUGGCAGCCAAUAGGGCGCGACGGCGGGGAGGACGCGAGAAGGCGGGGGAGGGGAGCCUGCGCUCGUUUUCUGUCUAGCUCCGACCGGCUGAGGCGGCGCGGCAGCGGAGGGACGGCAGUCUCGCGCGGCUACUGCAGCACUGGGGUGUCAGUUGUUGGUCCGACCCAGAACGCUUCAGUUCUGCUCUGCAAGGAUAUAUAAUAACUGAUUGGUGUGCCCGUUUAAUAAAAGAAUAUGGAAACUGAACAGCCAGAAGAAACCUUCCCUAACACUGAAACCAAUGGUGAAUUUGGUAAACGCCCUGCAGAAGAUAUGGAAGAGGAACAAGCAUUUAAAAGAUCUAGAAACACUGAUGAGAUGGUUGAAUUACGCAUUCUGCUUCAGAGCAAGAAUGCUGGGGCAGUGAUUGGAAAAGGAGGCAAGAAUAUUAAGGCUCUCCGUACAGACUACAAUGCCAGUGUUUCAGUCCCAGACAGCAGUGGCCCCGAGCGCAUAUUGAGUAUCAGUGCUGAUAUUGAAACAAUUGGAGAAAUUCUGAAGAAAAUCAUCCCUACCUUGGAAGAGGGCCUGCAGUUGCCAUCACCCACUGCAACCAGCCAGCUCCCGCUCGAAUCUGAUGCUGUGGAAUGCUUAAAUUACCAACACUAUAAAGGAAGUGACUUUGACUGCGAGUUGAGGCUGUUGAUUCAUCAGAGUCUAGCAGGAGGAAUUAUUGGGGUCAAAGGUGCUAAAAUCAAAGAACUUCGAGAGAACACUCAAACCACCAUCAAGCUUUUCCAGGAAUGCUGUCCUCAUUCCACUGACAGAGUUGUUCUUAUUGGAGGAAAACCCGAUAGGGUUGUAGAGUGCAUAAAGAUCAUCCUUGAUCUUAUAUCUGAGUCUCCCAUCAAAGGACGUGCACAGCCUUAUGAUCCCAAUUUUUACGAUGAAACCUAUGAUUAUGGUGGUUUUACAAUGAUGUUUGAUGACCGUCGCGGACGCCCAGUGGGAUUUCCCAUGCGGGGAAGAGGUGGUUUUGACAGAAUGCCUCCUGGUCGGGGUGGGCGUCCCAUGCCUCCAUCUAGAAGAGAUUAUGAUGAUAUGAGUCCUCGUCGAGGACCACCUCCCCCUCCUCCCGGACGAGGUGGCCGGGGUGGUAGCAGAGCUCGGAAUCUUCCUCUUCCUCCACCACCACCACCUAGAGGGGGAGACCUCAUGGCCUAUGACAGAAGAGGGAGACCUGGAGACCGUUACGACGGCAUGGUUGGUUUCAGUGCUGAUGAAACUUGGGACUCUGCAAUAGAUACAUGGAGCCCAUCAGAAUGGCAGAUGGCUUAUGAACCACAGGUUGAGUAUCAUAAUUAUUCCUAUGCAGGGGGUCGUGGCUCAUAUGGUGAUCUUGGUGGACCUAUUAUUACUACACAAGUAACUAUUCCCAAAGAUUUGGCUGGAUCUAUUAUUGGCAAAGGUGGUCAGCGGAUUAAACAAAUCCGUCAUGAGUCGGGAGCUUCGAUCAAAAUCGAUGAGCCUUUAGAAGGAUCCGAAGAUCGGAUCAUUACCAUUACAGGAACACAGGACCAGAUACAGAAUGCACAGUAUUUGCUGCAGAACAGUGUGAAGCAGUAUUCUGGAAAGUUUUUCUAAGACUAGUGAAGAACUGAAGGAGUCCUGCAUCUUUUUUUUUUUAUCUGCUUCUGUUUAAAAAGCCAACAUUCCUCUGCUUCAUAGGUGUUCUGCAUUUGAGGUGUAGUGAAAUCUUUGCUGUUCACCAGAUGUAAUGUUUUAGUUCCUUACAAACAGGGUUGGGGGGGGGAAGGGCGUGCAAAAACUAACAUUGAAAUUUUGAAACAGCAGCAGAGUGAGUGGAUUUUAUUUUUCGUUAUUGUUGGUGGUUUAAAAAAUUCCCCCCAUGUAAUUAUUGUGAACACCUUGCUUUGUGGUCACUGUAACAUUUGGGGGGUGGGACAGGGAGGAAAAGUAACAAUAGUCCACAUGUCCCUGGCAUCUGUUCAGAGCAGUGUGCAGAAUGUAAUGCUCUUUUGUAAGAAACGUUUUAUGAUUUUUAAAAUAAAUUUAGUGAACCUAUUUUUGGUGGUCAUUUUUUUUUUAAGACAGUCAUUUUAAAAUGGUGGCUGAAUUUCCCAACCCACCCCCAAACUAAACACUAAGUUUAAUUUUCAGCUCCUCUGUUGGACAUAUAAGUGCAUCUCUUGUUGGACAUAGGCAAAAUAACUUGGCAAACUUAGUUCUGGUGAUUUCUUGAUGGUUUGGAAGUCUAUUGCUGGGAAGAAAUUCCAUCAUACAUAUUCAUGCUUAUAAUAAGCUGGGGAUUUUUUGUUUGUUUUUGCAAAUGCUUGCCCCUACUUUUCAACAAUUUUCUAUGUUAGUUGUGAAGAACUAAGGUGGGGAGCAGUACUACAAGUUGAGUAAUGGUAUGAGUAUAUACCAGAAUUGUGAUUGGCAGCAAGUUUUAUUAAUCAGAAUAACACUUGGUUAUGGAAGUGACUAAUGCUGAAAAAAUUGAUUAUUUUUAUUAGAUAAUUUCUCACCUAUAGACUUAAACUGUCAAUUUGCUCUAGUGUCUUAUUAGUUAAACUUUGUAAAAUAUAUAUAUACUUGUUUUUCCAUUGUAUGCAAAUUGAAAGAAAAAGAUGUACCAUUUCUCUGUUGUAUGUUGGAUUAUGUAGGAAAUGUUUGUGUACAAUUCAAAAAAAAAAGAUGAAAAAAGUUCCUGUGGAUGUUUUGUGUAGUAUCUUGGCAUUUGUAUUGAUAGUUAAAAUUCACUUCCAAAUAAAUAAAACACCCAUGAUGCUAGA
Messenger RNA from Pan troglodytes (chimpanzee), 3256 nucleotides. RefSeq names its product heterogeneous nuclear ribonucleoprotein K (gene HNRNPK). Bases 696 to 2084 code for a protein of 462 amino acids. Lineage: Eukaryota; Metazoa; Chordata; Mammalia; Primates; Hominidae. Gene Ontology annotation, molecular function: RNA binding. The record is from RefSeq and is a predicted model, not a curated record. The transcript is spliced from 16 exons.